GCGGGGCCCCCGCCGCCCUCCCCGUGCCCCCCUCCAGCGCCCGGAGGCGGGGCCCGGCCUGCCCGACGUCUUUCAAACGACCCAACCGCCCGGCGCGGAGGGAGGGCGGGACGCCGCGCAGUCCCCGCCUGGGAGUUUAAAGCGCCAUUUUGUGCCGGGCGGCCGGAGAUCGAUCGUCGCUCCCCGCCCGGCGCGGGGCCGUGAGCAGCGGGCGCCCGGCGGCGGCCGAGCUGCGGCCGGCAGCUCUCCUCGACUCGGCUCGGCUGGGCUCGGCUCUCCCCUCCCUUUGUGGUGACUCUCCCCCACCCCGUCCCCCAGCUUCCAUGACCCGCAGCAGGAAGCAGGCGGCGCUGGAGAGAGAAGCCGGGAAGAUGAACCCAGACGCGGGGAGCGCCGCGCCGGGGGCCGCGGGAGCCCGGGCGGCGGUGUCGGGGGCAGCCGCGGGGGCGCCCGCCGCCUGGGGGCUGGAAGGGGAGGAGGAAAAAGUUGUGUACUCGCGCUCGCAGGUCUCCUUCGCCGGCACCAAGGCGCUGGGCGACGCCCUCAAGCUCUUGAUGCCCAAGUCCACGGAGUUUAUGAGCUCCGACUCGGAGCUGUGGAACUUCCUCUGCAGCCUCAAGCACGAGUUCUCCCCGGUCAUCCUCCGCAGCAAGGACGUCUACGGCUACGCCUCCUGCCGCGCCGUCGUCCCCGACCCGCCGCCGCCCUCCUCGGAGCGGCCCCGCCGCCUGGCCGGCAAGCGGCGCCUCCCGGCCGCCAGCGCCCAGCGCCGGGCCGCGCCCGCGGACGGCAGCGCCAGGCGGCGGCGGCGGCGGCGCCGCAGGAGGGGACGAGCGAGGCCGCGACCGGCGCCCGGCGGCCCCCGCGGCGCUGGGGAGGGGGCGGCGGCGCCGGCGUCGCGGCCGCCGGGCGGGGAGGCGGACAGCGAGCGGGGCCGCCCGGCGGAGGGGGCCGGCUGGGAGCCCUUCGACGGCAAGUCGCUGGAGGAGAUCUGGAAGGCGGCCACCCCCCGCCUCACCACCUUCCCCACCAUCCGGCUGCGGGGCAGCGUCCGGAGCCGGCGGAGCCUGGCAGCGGCGCGGCGCCAGGCGCAGCGGAUCCUCGGCGUGGACCUGUCCCCCGUGGUGCGGGUUCGCCGCUUCCCCGUGGCGCUGUCCUGAGGCCCCCGCGGCGGGCGGGGGGGCACGGCCGGCGUCUCGCCUUCGCCGCGGGUGCGGGUAAAGAGACCGAUAUCAGUCACCUGUUUACAUGGCUUUUGUCUGGAUCGUGUUCUGCAGCUGCACUUUAUGGCUCGCUCGAGCGGGGGCCGGGCCCCCCAGCCGCACGGGGGGCGGCCUGCCGGGCCGCCGCGCAGCCAGGGCCCCGGGCUGGGCCCCGUCCCGGCCCCGGCGGGCAGGCGGGAGGCACCGCCCGGCAGGUAUCACGCGUGGGGACCAAGUUCCACUUUUUUUCUCUCCCAUUGGGCUACCUCACUGGUCCAGAAGUCCACCCAAGAAGUUAUUUUCCAAAGGAACUUACUUUCAUGCUUGUAUAAUAAAGCACCAUCUGAUUCUUGCUAUUAUUCUCCGCCCCCCCCCCCCCCGCCUCCUUUUCCGAUGGAUGAUGUAUGCUUUGUGGUAUUGCACUAGUAUGUGCUCAGGGUGUUUUGAAUCCCAGGCAUUCCCAAGUUUCAGUUUAUUCUGAUCAAGGAUGCGUAAAGAAUGGAGGUUCAGGACUUGUGGCUGUUCUUGAUGGUGCAAAACCCUUUUUUAAAAAAUUUCAUGGGCUUAGUGAUAUAUAAAGAUGUAUCGCGCAGUAUAAUUGUUACACUUUUGUAUCUAAAGUCAUUUUUAAAGUUUUCUAGUUGAACUAAGUAUUUGUUUUUAUUGAGCACCUAAAGAUAGAACCAUCCUGAUAUUUUAUAAGCCUGUUUACUUUGGGGAAGCUCAUUUGGUCAACCUAAGUGAACUUAAUAAAAGUCAAAGAACGA
This is a messenger RNA of Apus apus (common swift), 1969 nucleotides long. It is a transcript of the gene CCDC71L, whose product is annotated as coiled-coil domain containing 71 like. NCBI's taxonomy places the organism in Eukaryota, Metazoa, Chordata, Aves, Apodiformes, Apodidae. The record is from RefSeq and is a predicted model, not a curated record. The transcript has a single exon. The coding region runs from base 324 to 1160 and encodes 278 amino acids.